GCAUAAAGUUGGCUGCAGACAACCUGCAUGGGGCACACUGAUUCAGAAGGUGUUUUUUAAGGCAAUGCUUGUUCUUGGGCUGCAGAGAUGAAGAAGUAUUUUGCAUGCAUAAGAUAGUAGGUUUACUGCCGCUAACAGGAUGAUGAUGAAGAUGACGACAGGAGGAGGCCACGGCCGAAGGUGCAGCCCUCGCUAGACUCCUAAAUCCCCCCCCCCAGUGUCACCCCCCCUCCACCAUCAUCCAUUCCACUCUCCCUCCCCUUCCUCCUCCUCAUCCUCUGGGCACCAUGGCCAACCACCUGGAGCUGAUCCAGGAGCUGCAGCAGCUGGACAAGGUGCCCAGUCUAGAGAGGCUGCGGGCGGCCCAGAAGAGGCGAACGCAGCAGCUGAAGAGAUGGGCCGUGUACGAGAAAGAGAUGCAGAACAAGAAGCGGAAGGCUGACAAGAAGGGACGCAACGCCAACAACCUGCAGCAGGAGGUCAAGAGGAGAGUGUCGUUCGCUGCCAGCGUGGCGUUGCUGGAGGCGUCGGCCAGGAAUGAUCCAGAUGAAGUACGUUACCUGCUGAAGAAUAAUGUUAGUCCAGACCUCUGCAAUGAAGACGGUCUCACAGCCCUCCAUCAGUGUUGUAUAGAUAACUACGAGGAGAUGGUGAAGAUCCUGCUGGACCGAGGAGCCAGCGUCAACGCUCAGGAUAAUGAGCUGUGGACACCGCUGCACGCCGCUGCUACCUGUGGCCAUGCGGGACUCGUCAAGAUCCUCAUUGCACACGGUGCAGAUUUACUGGCAGUCAACUCUGACGGGAACAUGCCCUAUGACUUGUGUGAAGACGAUCCGACACUGGACAUCAUUGAGACGGCCAUGGCAAACAGAGGCAUCACCCAGGAGAUGAUCAACGAGACACGGGCGUCGACAGAGCGGAGGAUGCUGGGAGAUAUUCAGGAACUGCUGAGACAGGGAGAGGAGGUCAACCAGCAGGAUUCUCAGGGAGCCACGCUGCUCCACAUCGCAGCAGCAAAUGGCUACGUGCAGGCUGCAGAGCUGCUGCUGGAGGGGGGGGCUCGCAUGGACCUGAGGGAUUCAGACGGAUGGCAGCCUCUGCAUGCUGCAGCCUGCUGGGGUCAGAUGCAUGUGGCUGAGCUGCUGGUAUCUCAUGGAGCCAGUCUCAACGCAAAGACCUUCCUAGAGGAGACCCCCAUUGAUUUGUGUGAGGAUGAGGAGUUCAGAGCCAUUUUGCUUGACCUGAAACACAAACACGACAUCAUCAUGAAGUCACAGCUCAAACACAAAACCUCUCUGUGCCGGCGGACGUCCAGUGCGGGGAGCCGCGGGAAAGUGGUGCGGCGAGCUAGUCUGUCUGACAGACACAACCUGUGCCGUAAAGAGUACGAGACAGAGGCCAUCGUGUGGAGAGGAGGAAGAGAGGAGGAGGACGAGAAAGAAAAGGAGUCCGAUCAGGAGAACAACCAGGUGGUUAAUCAGGUCAAGUCACCUGUAGCUGUGGAGCUCCCCGACAAGCCCAAACUACCCACCAUCCUCAAAGAUGGCAAUGGCAAACAGAAUGGCCUCAUUUCCACGACGGCGUCCAUGCCACCGCAGCAGCCGUCCAAUGGCAACACGCCAUUAUCCGAUAAGUCCAGCGUCGUCUCCACUCAACCCGCCCAGGAGGAAGCCUGGCCAAAGGAGCGUGCUCAGACUCUGUCGGAGCUCAAGAAGCAGAGGGCCGCUGCCAAACUGUUGAAUCACCCUUUGUUCAAUGGCCACCUAGGCAACGGCUCCACGGACUCUUUCUCUGAUGCCAAAAUCAACUCAGAUGACCCCCGUAUGCCCUUGGUUUCCUCCAAUGGCAGCGCGGUUUACUACACGCCGGCCAGCGGCGACCCACCCCUGCUCAAACUGAAACAGCCCAUGGAGGAGGAGCCGCCCAAGACGAGAACCUGCUGCUGCGUGUCGUAGCGACCCAGUCAUGUGACUGUUGAAGGAACAGGAAGUGUUUGCACAGAGAGGAAGGAAGCUGCAGCAAGGGGGAAGGAAGGAGAGGAGUGUUCCUAUCUUUAAACAUCCUUUUCGUUUCCUCCUUCAAAUGUCUCCUGUCACUAGAAGCCUACGAUCGUAUUGUCCCACCUCCCUGUUAUCUGACUUCCACCCUAAACGCAGGCUUGUUUUAAGUGUAGCAGAGAGGAGGAAAGAAAAGGAGCGGUGCCACUUUUCCUUUCAGACAUUCCUUGGAUUAUAAUUUCCUUUUUUAUAAGGAGUCCCUGUAAGAAAUGCCAAAUGGAUAGAAUAAAUGCAAGAAGCUACUCUGCUGUCUGAGUGCACCUUUAAGAAUCAAGGUGUGGACAGUUUUUUUAAAACUUUUUACCCAUAAAGAGCAAAAAUCAUGGGUAAGGAAAGCAGAAGUCUUAAGGUACAAGAAGCAUGUUCAUCCAUCUGAAACAGGAGGAUUAUUACCCCAAAAAUGGACAAGAUUAUCCACAGGAUAAACUUCUGUUGUCAAACCACACUGAUCUGCUUUUUAGCCAUAUUAUCAUUAUUUUAAAUCCCAGAAGGGUCCAGAUAUUUUUUUAUCCGUUAUCUCAGCAGCAGUGAAACAUAGCGGCAGGAGAUCAGCGACAUCUCUUUAAAAUGCUGCCUGCAUAAGCAAAGGGAAGGAACGCCAUAAACAGUGUUAAAAUAUUCAAGAAGAGUAUUUGUACAGCGGGAGAAAGCAGCAAAGAUUAAAGUAGUUUGUAGUAUGAUAUUUCACCUCACCGUCCUCUGGUAUCAAAGCUGAACUGACAGGUCAUGUUAUGCAUCACCCACUUUUUAAGACAAUUUAAGCAAACAUUGUUAAAAAUGAUCAUUUCUUUAUUUAUGAAAUUAUCGUAUUGUGUAAAAAAACAUAUAAUGGUUCCUGAAGUUGAGUGUAUUUAUUAUUUGGAUGGUGUGUGGAGAGUGUGAAUGCAUUAUAAGAAGAGCUGGGGAGAUUUCCAGCGAAGCACCUUCUGACAGCGAGAAGCAACCACAUGAAGUAAAGCAAAGGUAACUGUCUGCAUAAUGUACAUGUUAUUAAAUCACACAAACCAGCCAUCCUGAUGGGAUGGAUUCAGAUCUGUGUCACUACAAAUAACAGUGUUAUUUGUUUAUGUAUGUUUUUUGUUUUUUUGUUUUUUUUUUUGUUGGCCAUUGUGUGGCUCUCUCUUCUUCCUGUCACUGUAUUUUGUUUCUUUAACAGAAAUUGUAAAUGCUAUGUAAUGAACUGUAAGUAUAGUAUGAGACUCUAUGCUUGCCUCAGUUUUUUUAAACAUUAAUCCAAACGUGGUUUUUGUAUGUACAAUUGAGUCAGGUGUCCCUGAAUGCAUCUUGAGUUCAACAGGAAAUACCUUUUAGACGUCCCAUAACCAAAACAAAGACCAAGAAUACGUUUAUCUGCUCAACUGACCCUUAAUGACCCUUACUGUUGCCAAGUUAGACAAACUUUUGCUGGUUCCUUCAUAUUGGAAAUAAUUGAAAUUACUUCCCAAUUUGACUUAUUUAUAUUUCAUGGAUUUAAUUCAAAUCAUUUAUAAUAUUACCGAUGUCUGAGGCUAAAUAUGUCAGCUAACAUGAGCUGGAUUACCACAGGCAUUUUAACCAAGUGUAUAUUUAUCAACAAGAGAUAAACAAGAUGUGAUAUUCAUUCUGAUCUGCCUUACUAGACCUGUGUACUAGGUCGCUAAUGUUACAGAAUAGAAAUAUUAGUAUUUCAUUAUGCUAAUGUUACUAGAAAAAUGAUUGUUAACCGCUUAACAUUAGCAGAAUAUCACAUACUAGUAUUAAAAAUAUCUCCUCUUACCUUCAAGCAUAUCAGAGUAUUCCUAGUGAUUGUCAGUGGGUUGAAUUUGGCAGUGUGGUCAAAACUAAGGACACAAUUUCACCCUGAUGCUCUGAGAAGACUUGGUCUGGGCCAGCAUUUGCCUAGCCGGGUUGGUAGGUAAGCAGACCAAUCAGAGAGCUAACAAAGGGUCAAUAAGAGGAAUUUUGGAGAUUUGGGGAAAUAUGCUUAUUUCCUUCAUUGCUGAGUGUUAUUGUAGAUUAUUGACACCACUCUCUAAUUUGUAUGCUUAAUAUUUGACUAAAGCCAGCAGCUACUUAGCCUAGCAUCGCCUCAAGAGUGUAACAUGUCGUGUUUAAUUGGUUGACUAAAACUAUGGCUUAUAUGUUAGUUAAAUCAUCAAGUUGAGCUAUUAAGUUAGUCUUGUCUACCUGAGAAAUUCUUAGUACAAUAGACUUUUGUUGCUUAGUGAUCCUGAUGCUUGAAUGCCAGAUGGGGGUCAGGAAAUGGAGGAAUGAAUGGGAAUCGACCCAAACACUGCAAUAAUCAACAGAAGAUUUCUACAUACGUACAUGGGGUACAAUCCUUACACUUUAGAGAAAAGUGAUUUUUCCCACAAUUUAACAAAUGUGGCUGGGCUGGAGAUAAUCAGUAUCACAAAUUACUCAAACCUGCAGACCUUAUAGUGUGAAGUGUGGACUAGCCAGGGAGACAAGAGAGUCUUUAAGAGGCUUCUACUGAGCUCAGAGGCUAAGCUGAGCCCCUUCAACAUAGAAAGUUUUCUCUACUCCUUUUUUGUCAUCUAAUCCACAUAUAAAAAGCCGAACGGUUAAAAAAUGAUGAGUGGUUUGCAACCAGCUCUACUGAGCUGAACCAAAUGAUCAAAAGAGACAGAUUUCUCUCCACAAUGAGCGAGACGAGCGGGUGGACAUCAGCUGUGAAAACACAGUUUGACAAAUUUACUGCCUAAACUGUGACAAAACUGCACUGAACAAAACUAGACUGCUAUGUGACACCGCUCAUUUAGAAAGCGGCUUGUUUAAUUGGUGCAUGCUGCUGAGUUUUUCUUAGGUUUUUUAAAUUUUUUUUUUUAAUUUUGGCUGAAUAUUUUACUACUUACAGCAUGAAAAUAGCUUAAAACCCAAAAGCAGGUAAAAACAUUGCUAUCUUUGCGUUUUGAACGCUUGGCAUAGUCGUAUACAGUACAUUACCUUUUUUAGAUUUUUCUUUUGGGGGCCUUUUAUGCCUUUAAUGACAGUGGAGGACAGUGGAUAGAAUCGAAAACAGGGAUGACAGAGUUGUGGAGUGACAUGCUGGACAGUGCCACAGGCCGGGGCGCACCUUAAACCACUCAGCCACCUGCGCCCCAAAACAUGAUCUUGUAGGCAGCGUUCUCUAUGUAGAAAUCACUACUUGCACCUCAUCUUGAGUUUCUGCAUGACUUUAUCUGCAAAGAACCUAUAACAGAUGGACUAACAUGUUCAUUUGUGUUUCAUAAGUCCAGUUUUAUUCUGACUUUAAAGGAUAGAAGGACUUUUUCUCAAUUUUUGUGGAGCUUAUUGACUGUAAUGUAAGUUUUUGCUGACUAGAUGACGGUCUCUGAACAGCUUUUAAAUCAUGCUGGAUUGCUAACUGUAAAAUGCUACUUCAUUAAACUGGACAGCUUGGUGUUUUAGGCUCUUGACCUCUGUAUGAAGCACACUAAAUCUGUUUCUGGCAUUCAACGGGGUAAGGAGGUUAGGGUUAUAACACAGCCAAAGUCUGCCGAUCAUCACUGGAGUGUUCAGUUGUGGGUGCUUUGAUACACUGACUUCCUGGAUUCUGCACUAGUUGUCUGGCAACCCAUCUGGCACAUAACCUGCUGUAAGAUGUUAGUACACAUCAAAACAGUGGUAACUAGACAUAACAUGGUAUUAGACCUUUUUUCUGACAUACAUGAUGGAAAAAACAGUGGAUUACUAGUAUUAACAACAGAUCUAUCCCAUAUCCAAACACCAGCUGUCUUAAUGAAAAAAACAACCAUAAGUCAUGUUAAUAAUUAGGCUACUCCACUGGUUUUCUCUGCUAUUACCUGCAACAUGAGGCCUACCAGCCUUCAUUUUUACUUACAUAUGAGUGGUAUCAGUCUCCUCAUCUAACCCUCAGCAAGAAAGGAAAUACUUUUUACCCUAAAAUAUUCCUGUAUCCUUUUUGCUCUUAAAUCUCCUUGUGAGUGCCAAAGAGUCUUCCAUGAUUUCUGAAAGAACUUUUAGUGACAUUCAAAGCCUUAUAGGAAAGGCUUUCUUUCCCAAUCUGUCUAAUUUCUUUUAAUGUUAUUACCACAAUGCAACUCCCACUUUAUCCCUAGCUGUACAGUGUCAGAUAUUUGUACAGGUGCGUUUGUAAAUAUUUUUGUAUCAGUAUUCCUUUAUCUGUUCCCAUGCUGCAUUCACAUGUUUGUGUGUGUUGUUUGUGGAGGAAGUUAGAGGAAAAUCACCCACAACAUGAACAGUGUUCACAGGUUUUUAUAGGGGGAAUUAACCCUUUAAGUAUUCCAGCAGUCUGAAAUCUUUAAAGUCGAAGCAUCCAGGUGUCAUGAACAAAAAAAAACCCUUCUCCUUCUGUUGCCAUGACUAGUAUGAGUGGUUCAUUUUUUCUGUGCCGUCACUUUUGAGGAACUACAAAUUAAGUCACAGUCAAGAUUUCUACUUCUCUUUUUCGGCUUCCUUCUCUAUUCUAAAACUUCUAAAGAAAUGAGUGAUAUCAUUUUGUUUUUACAGCUAAAAUUCAGCUGAAGUGACAAAAGUUCAUGUCUAUCCUGACUCAACUUAAAUCCCGACUUUGCCUUCUUGUUAUUUUAAUCACAUUGGGUUGUAAUUCUUAACUCUUUCCUGGUCAGUAUUAGCCGUAAAGGGAUGGUCACCUGUUGAAAAGUAUCUGUGUUCUCAUGUUAUUUACUGAUCAUUGCUUUUGUUUGUCUGCAGGCCUUGUUGUCUAUAAGGAUAAGGAUAAAAAGACAAAAAACUACUGAUUUUGUAAUUACUGGAAUAUAUUGAUGGUUGCAUUAACAUAUUUUGAAUAAAUUGUAUAUUUUGAGAAUUUUAAA
Cheilinus undulatus (humphead wrasse) is the source of this 6877-nucleotide messenger RNA. RefSeq names its product protein phosphatase 1, regulatory subunit 16B (gene ppp1r16b). The record is from RefSeq and is a predicted model, not a curated record. NCBI's taxonomy places the organism in Eukaryota, Metazoa, Chordata, Actinopteri, Labriformes, Labridae. Gene Ontology annotation, cellular component: cytoplasm. Gene Ontology annotation, biological process: establishment of endothelial barrier; regulation of sprouting angiogenesis. The transcript has 11 exons. Gene Ontology annotation, molecular function: protein binding; enzyme inhibitor activity; protein phosphatase regulator activity. Bases 288 to 1955 code for a protein of 555 amino acids.